Molecule: messenger RNA, 1194 nt
Organism: Penicillium vulpinum
Lineage: Eukaryota; Fungi; Ascomycota; Eurotiomycetes; Eurotiales; Aspergillaceae
Product: short chain dehydrogenase/reductase family protein
Exons: 4
Coding region: 1-1194 (397 amino acids)
Source: RefSeq, a predicted model, not a curated record
AUGGACAAUAACCCCCUUUUUGAUGCCCGUGUGCAAUUCCCAUCACAUAAUGAGCCUCGAGUAUGGCUGAUCACCGCAGGCGAUUCGCCUAUUGGCCUCUCAGUUGCGCGGCAGGUCCUCGCGCAUGGAGAUUAUGCAUUUCUUGGACUAGCACAUUCAGCUUUGGAGCGCGAUGAACGUCGCCGUGAUGAAUUCGAAGCUUUUCUUGGUGAAGUGGAGCACCAUGAUGGCUGGGCACAGCGCAUGAAGACGGUUCCCCUAGAUAUCCGGAUGAUGGGAGAGUGCCAGGCAGUCGUGGCAAAUGCAGUCGCAACAUUUGGAAGAGUAGACAUACUUCUAUGCUGUACAAGUCAAGGUGACCCACCAUUCUUGAAGGUACCCUUGAACAAUAUAUUGACCUGCUCCCAAGCCCUUAUUGGAACAGUUGAGGAACUUUCUGCUUCAACUCAAACCAUGAAUCUCGUACGUGAUCAAUUCGAGGUUAACUAUUUUGGCCCCCUCAAUAUCAUCAAGGCCACACUCCCCCAUAUGAGGAAAGAGCGAGCGGGACAUAUGAUGAUAAUAUCAGGGAUCACGGCACACAUCGGUACACCCGGACUAGGAAUGUACUGCGCAGCAGGUUGGGCCCUUGAAGGAUUCUGUGAUAGUCUGGCUUACGAAAUUGCCCCAUUCAACGUCAAACUCACUAUCUUCCAAUGCAGCAUUGAAAUUGGCAUCCUCACCAACCUAGUAACAAGCGUCCCUCCAAUCUUCCCAGCCUAUUCACCCGCGAACAACCAAGCGCCUCUCUUCCGCGGCAUCCUCAACCACCUUAUCCCCCAACUUCCUGAUGCGUCUGUCACAUCUGAUAGUCCAGUCACACCUAGUCGAGCAAACGAUGAAAAUGCCCGAGUCAACUCCGUUGAAAAUGGCCCAUUCUCCGCUCCAGAAGUUGUCUCAAUGCACCCGCCAUUAAGCUCUGCACAUCUUGAGGUGCUGGUUUCUGAGACAGUCUAUGCCAUCACAUCAAUUGGUGGCCAUGAAAACCCUCCUUCGCGACAUAUCGUUGGGCAAGAAGGUGUUGCGAGUGUCAAGGAGAAGCUCAAGACUGUGAGUGAAGAGCUCGAAGACUUCAUACAGGCCAGCUUUGCUGUUGAUGUUGUUGCGGACUCGGAUCCUAUGCCUGGUAUAUCUGGAAUGAACGACGGGCCUUAG